AUGAAGAGACGAUUGAAGGAUCGCUAUGCCAAUACCUUCUUCCCGCUGGAUAUGAUUGUUAUGGAGAAAAACAGCGCCGAUUUUGAAGAACGAGUCACCGAAGCGAGUCAAAAUGCAGAACAUCUCGCGGAUACACUCCGCAAGCACAGUUCAUUCGGGCAAGUGUACUAUCCCAAGGGAAGCCCGACACAACGGCUCUAUGAGAAAUACAAACGUCCAGGAAAAGGAUAUGGGUAUUUGUUGUCCAUUCGUUUCAACACCCCCGCAGCUGCCAUCGCGUUCCACGACGCUCUUGAUGUGGCGAAAGGGCCGAGUCUUGGGACCAACUUCACUCUGGGUUGUGCAUAUACGCUCUUCGCGCAUUUCCACGAGCUUGAAUGGGCUGAGAGGUAUGGCGUUGUUGAGCAUUUGGUACGAAUCAGUGUUGGGAUCGAGAAUGAGAUAUUCUUGGACGAGGUUAUCAAGACAGCCCUGGAUACAGCUGAACGAGCGAAUAAGAAAUAA
Fusarium verticillioides 7600 is the source of this 504-nucleotide messenger RNA. RefSeq lists its product as hypothetical. Gene Ontology annotation, molecular function: cystathionine gamma-synthase activity; pyridoxal phosphate binding. The transcript has a single exon. Gene Ontology annotation, biological process: transsulfuration. NCBI's taxonomy places the organism in Eukaryota, Fungi, Ascomycota, Sordariomycetes, Hypocreales, Nectriaceae. The coding region runs from base 1 to 504 and encodes 167 amino acids. The record is from RefSeq and is a predicted model, not a curated record.